UAGGUUAGAAUUUGUUUGAGUGUUCAGCCAAUGUUCAACGCAGCGAAGUGUGUGUUUUUCUCCUUCAUGUGAGAUGUGUUUCCUAUUUUAAAUUCUCAUGAUUAUCUCCGGUAAAAUGUUAGUUUUCUUUACGACCUGAAAUUUUACACUCUGCACAGCUUUUUCUUUUUUCAAAAUUUUCUACCGGAGCCAUCGCUGAUGGGAGCUGUUUCCGAUCAAAUUGUAAAAUUUGUUUACUACUUAAGCAGUGUCUCCAUGUCAAUUGGUAUUCCUACCAUGCAUCCAUGGAUUAUGCUCAGAUGAUUUAUUUAGUAUGCAGACAGUAAUCUAGAGAUACAAGAUGAAGAGUUCAUUUGCGAGUGUCGAGAACUCUUGUUUGGAGAACACAAUCAGCACUAUUUUGGAACAUCUCGGACGCAAGAAGGAGAGCUACCCUGGGAAAUAUCUCAGCAGGGACCAUAUCUCUGGAAAUCUUCUUUUUCCUUUUUCUGCAACCCAGAAACCACCUACCCUAGCAGAAAUCUCAAGGAAAGCAGAGACAGAGGUUCUGGCGAUUGAUGAUGUCACGACGGAUCAUAAUUCAAAGAUUUUUAAAGUUUUCUUAAACCAAAGUAUUGUUUUUCAAACAACAUUAGAAACAGUUGCUGACUGUGCAGAAACUUAUGGCGCAAAUUUUUCAGUUGGAUUAAAAUUUCAGAUCACAAAUCUGAACCAACCCUUUGAAGAAUCAGACCACCUAUCUCUCUAUCGCUUGUAUUUGAGCUCUGAUGUUUUAAGAAGCUUUUCUUUGUUCGUUGAAGCUGGGAAAAAUGUGUAUGAAAAUUCUAAUAGGAGGCAUGAAGAUUGCGAAUUAAAGAAUAUUUUGGUAUGCAGUCAUCAGACCAGGAUACGGAGAUGUAGUCAGACCAUUCACGUUGUAUGCCGAACAGAAGUAAAUCAAUUGAAUGGCAAGAAAAACUUAGAUAUUAGUUAUGCAGCUUAUAAAAUACUCAGGGAAAAAGAUGUCAAGAGAGAUGAUGAGUUUAAGAAUGAUGAUAGUUCAAAAAUUUCAAGAAUCGUCGACGCUUGUAUAUCUUUUGAUCUCUUAACGACCAAACUUAGUAUGCCUGUUUAUCUGAACAUUGAUGCUGAUCGUAUUACAUCUCGAAAUCCGUCCACCAAAGGUGCUGUUUUUGUUUUUUAUACGUAUGCCCGGUUGACGGCAAUACUGCAGAAAUUUGACGAAUUUGUAAAGGAAAAAAGUUUAGAGGUACCACCCAUCUCUGAAACAGAUUUCUCACUUCUGACAAGCUCUGAUGAAAAAGUGAUAUUUUACAAUUAUAUUCUGAUGUUUCCAGUGUUGAUGAAAGAAAUUUGGUCAGAACUUGCUAAUAGAGAGGAAUUUCAUGUCCACAAGCUUUAUCUGUUCCUAGCCCAGUUUUCUUCCACCAUCAGUAAAUACUACAGGAGCACUCGAGUUUUAAUGACUCAAACUUCCAAAUUGUAUCCUUCCAUGUUCGCCCGUAUUUACCUUGUACGCGCAGCUCUUCAAGUUCUCCGAAACGGUCUCAAUUGCUUGAAUAUGGAACCAGUGUCUGAAAUGUAGCUGCUUCAACCUUUUUGAAGCACCAAUUUUGUAUUGCUUGUGUAUAAAAAUGUGAUUGUGAUAAUCGCCAGAACCGUACUGGUAAAAAUAUUAUAUUUCAAUUUUGUUUUUAUUUUUAUAAUAGAUGUUUGCUUUUUUUUAUCAA
This is a messenger RNA of Bemisia tabaci, 1730 nucleotides long. RefSeq lists its product as uncharacterized. The record is from RefSeq and is a predicted model, not a curated record. Gene Ontology annotation, molecular function: arginine-tRNA ligase activity; ATP binding; tRNA binding. Gene Ontology annotation, biological process: arginyl-tRNA aminoacylation; tRNA C3-cytosine methylation. NCBI's taxonomy places the organism in Eukaryota, Metazoa, Arthropoda, Insecta, Hemiptera, Aleyrodidae.